Molecule: messenger RNA, 627 nt
Organism: Parastagonospora nodorum SN15
Lineage: Eukaryota; Fungi; Ascomycota; Dothideomycetes; Pleosporales; Phaeosphaeriaceae
Exons: 2
Coding region: 1-627 (208 amino acids)
Molecular function (GO): fatty acyl-CoA hydrolase activity
Source: RefSeq, a predicted model, not a curated record
AUGGGCGAUCCUGAAGCAGAUCGAGAGAAGGCAAUGGCAGCCGUGAGGGCCAUGUUCGAGAGGUACAACCUUAUUGCAGCGCAGAGGCCGAAGGAUCACAUCGUGAGUAUGGGAAUCGCUUUUGGAAGUCAGCGAUGCUUACGCGACCAGGACUUUGACCGCGAGGUCAUGGAGAGCAUGAAGGUUGUAGAUGCUGGCUUGGAUGGUUCAGUCGCAUUCGAAAUGACCAUAGGGCCCAACUUCUCCAAUCUGAAUAAUGUGAUGCACGGCGGUGCGGCAGGUGUCAUCUUCGACAUGUCCACAACCACAGCACUAUGCCCACUUGCACGUCCAGGCUUCUGGGAAUUCAUGGGAGGAGUGACACGAUCACUCAACAUUUCUUACCUGAAAGCGGUUCCAAUCGGCACCACAGUGCGCUUGAACAGCAAAGUUGCUGGCGUAGGCAAGCAGAUGGCCAUGAUCCGUGGAGAUAUGAAGAGUCUAGACGGAAAGACGACGUAUUGCACUGUAGAGCACCACAAGGUCAAUGUGCCCAUAUUACCGGAGCACGCAAAAGUCCGGAUACCGUGGGAUGAUGUGUUUGAGAGGGAAUGGAACAAAAACGGGGCUGUCAAAAGCAAGAUAUAG